Molecule: messenger RNA, 2932 nt
Organism: Centropristis striata (black sea bass)
Lineage: Eukaryota; Metazoa; Chordata; Actinopteri; Perciformes; Serranidae
Product: sodium- and chloride-dependent neutral and basic amino acid transporter B(0+)-like
Exons: 15
Coding region: 1-1836 (611 amino acids)
Biological process (GO): sodium ion transmembrane transport
Cellular component (GO): membrane
Molecular function (GO): L-proline transmembrane transporter activity
Source: RefSeq, a predicted model, not a curated record
AUGUGGGAACAUGGCUCUGAAACUCCCAAGGAUCCUGCUAUUCUUUCUGAUGAGGGCUCUCAUGUGGAUGAUGGCGAUGAGAAUCCUGAGCGUGGAAACUGGACCAACAAGACAGAGUACAUGCUCUCUAUGAUAGGCUUUGCUAUUGGCCUGGGAAAUAUCUGGAGAUUUCCAUAUCUAUGCUAUAGGAAUGGAGGCGGUGCCUUUCUCAUUCCCUAUUUCCUGAUGUUGGUUUUAUGUGGGAUUCCUCUUUUCUUCCUUGAAAAUGCUGUCGGUCAGUUCUGCAGCCAAGGUCCCAUCAACAUAUGGAGAGCAGUGCCACUGCUGCAGGGUGUUGGCAUUGCAGUGGUUGUUGGAAACACAAUUAUUGCAAUUUCUUAUAACGUGAUCAUCGCUUACAGCCUGUACUACAUGUUCGCCUCCUUCCAGUCUCCUCUGCCCUGGUCCAGCUGCUUCAGCUGGGCAAACAGUAACUGCAGCAGCACACCUAUAGUGCACUGUAAUAUAAGUGGUGUUAUAGUGGCCAACUGGACUCAUGAAAACAGCACGUGUCCUUCAUCCAACUUGAUCACGGUUCCAGUGCAGAGCCCGAGUGAGCAGUACUGGGAUGUUGUGGCUCUGCAGAGGUCCAGUGGACUGGAUGAAACAGGACCAGUAGUUUGGCACUUGGCCCUCUGUCUGCUGCUGAGCUCCAUCAUUGUUGCUGCAGCGCUCUAUAAAGGCAUCAAGUCAUCAGGCAAAGUUGUGUAUUUCACAGCUAUAUUCCCUUAUGUGGUGAUUCUGAUCCUGCUGAUCAGAGGCGUGACACUAGAGGGAGCCAGAGAAGGAAUAGAGUACUACAUUGGUUCCCAGUCCAACUUGACUAAACUUAAAGAAGCACAGGUCUGGAGAGACGCUGCAACUCAGACAUUUUUUUCCCUGUCCAUUGGUUCGGGCGGAAUUGUGGCUCUUGCUUCUUAUAGCACCUUCCACAACAACAUGUUCCUGGACUCAAUUAUUAUAUCGCUCUUCAACCAUGUUACCAGUGUGUUAGUAGGCUUCGCCAUCUUUUCAAUUUUGGGUCAUAUGGCGCAUGUCUAUGGAAAGCCUGUUGGAUCAGUGGUGAAAGAAGGAUUUGGCCUGGCAUUCAUUGCAUAUCCCGACGCUUUAACUAAGCUUCCUAUUUCUCCUCUUUGGUCUUUCCUGUUCUUUUUUAUGCUUUUCAUCGUUGGCCUGGACUCUCAGUUCACAAUGUUAGAGGUGAUCAACACCAGCCUGUUGGAUGCCUUUCCUGAAUUCUUCAAAUCCCGACAUGCCUUAUUUGCUAUAGGGACGUCCGUCUGUGUCUUCCUGUUGGGCCUGCCAUGUGUCACAAGGGCAGGAAUAUACUGGGUGACUCUUCUCGACAAGUUCUCUGCCAGCUGGGUUCUGAUCAUUUUGGCUCUUUUUGAGCUCAUUGGCUUCUGCUACAUAUAUGGAGGGAACCGUUUAAUUAAAGACAUUGAGAUGAUGCUUGGGGAAAAGAGCUCUUGCUUCUGGGGGUGGUGGAAAGCAUGCUGGUUCUUCAUCAGCCCCUGUAUCAUGGUGGUGAUCCUGGUCUGGUCUUUUGUAACCUAUAAGUCACCCACCUAUGGAAAGGUCAAGUACCCUCAGUGGGGUUUGGCUCUGGGGUGGUGCAUCUUGGUGUUCAUCGUUAUCUGGAUUCCUGUGGUUGCUGUGUAUAAGCUGAUGAGAGCAGAGGGAAGUCCCUGGAAGCGGCUGAAGUCACUGUGCUCUCCCUCUAAGGAAUGGCAUCCGUACCUGGACGUCCAUCGAGGAGAGCGCUACUCAAAAGAACCAUUUGUCAAAGAUCAUUAAAUACAUUUUAACUUCUAGUUCACUGAUAUACACGGAUAUACUUAUAAUGUUUUACAACACCCAUUUUAGUUUAGGCUAAUGGGUGACCUGUAUCUGCAUUUUAUGUAUUUAUUGUGUAUUUCUAUCAGUAUUGCAUUUGUUAAGUAUUGUUUUUAGUGUUUUUCUUUUUAAGCGUGAGGCUUAAGCCAUCACCCUUGUUAAGCAAAUUGAAUUUUUUGUUGUGAAAAGUGCUCAUUGAUUAGGUGAUAACCCUGAUGUUGUCAGUGAUUCAGGAGGAACACAGCACGUGUUGCAAACAGCUCCAGGCUUUCAUGUGCUUUGAAUGUGCUUACACGUGUCUUUUCAAUUGGUCAGCUUUUGUCAAAGCUUUACACCCACAUACUGCAUGUGCUCAUGAAAAAGCUAAUUUUGAGCCACCUCCUCAAAGCUUUGCUGCUAUUGGUGAAUUCAAGAGUUCACUUACUAUUAGCUGCUGCUGUGAUGUGGGUUUAUGUUCAGUUUUUUCUUUUUCUUUUGUCUUUCUUGUCCUAAAGGAUUUAGGAAAUCUGCCUCAUUAUUAACAUACCUGAGGACUCAGUUUCACUUAAAGAGACGAUGUUCGAAUGUUAAUAGUUUGAAGAGUCAAAUCUGAAGAAUGGUUGCAUUUAAUUACGCAAAACCUAAUUUGGAUAAUCAGAUUUAUCUGUUAGAGGAGCGACUGAACUCAAAAUGGAAGUCAAUUAUAAUGUUUUAAUAGAGGCAUUAAGUCAUGGAUAAUAGAGAAACAACAUUGUUCUCACAGCUAAUUGCCCUGUAUGCUCUAUAUGUAUGUUCUAUUAAAACAGCCUCCUGUGUUUCUCUACAAACGCUGAACACUAAUGCUACACAUUUCAAGAAUUUCAUCUGGUAGCCAUCUAGCACAACUGUUCUCAACCUUUUUCAUGUCAAGGACCCUUGAAUUAUUACACAGAACUCAAUUUUUACAAGAUUUUGCUUCAACUCAACUCAAAUGACUGCAAGCGUUCUUCCAUUUAAUAUGAUAAGUGAUUGGCUCCCUACGGCAGUUGAGCGUGAUGUAUUUGAUGCAAUAAUGUCAUUAAAUUGUGCAAUAAUCAUA